GGUCCCGGGUUCAAAUCCCGGACGAGCCCAAGCACGUAUAUUUUUUUUUUCUUUUUCUUUUUCUUUUUUAUAUCCAAUAAUUCUAACGUAGUUUUUCUUUUGUUCAAAUCGUUAAAUAAUUCGAAUGAAACGAUAUUAGUAUCAUUUGAUGUAAAAUACGUGAUUGAUGGCAACGAUUAUAUUAUGUAGGUUAUUGUAUUUGAAUUGAUGUAUAUUAUACUAGUUUUUGUUGAUAGAACAUGGCGCAGGUUUGGAAUCCGUCAAAGAAACACAGCGAGUUUGCAAGAUGGAUAUGCAUUUAUCCCGUGUAUAUAAAUAGUAAAAAGACUUUGGCUGGUGGUAGAAAAUUGACUAAAAAUAAGUGCGUUGAGAAUCCUACCGCACAUGAAAUUUUGGAUGUACUUCAAGCGACAGGCUUUAAUGCUCGUUUGGAAAAUAAAUUACAUCCACGUGAACGUAGUAAAGAAAUGCCGUAUUAUGGACGUGUACGUGUACAAUUGAAACAAGACGAUGGGACACCAGUAAGGCCUGAUUUUCCUACUAGAGAUUCCCUUCUGCUUCAUCUUGGUGCUACAAUACCAAAGUUGAAGACUCGUCAAGGGAAGCAAGCUUCUGGCGAUCAAUCUUCUCAGUCAUCUGCUUCUUCAUCUAAAAAAGGAAAGGGUAAAGGGAGAAGAUAAUAAAGGGUUGAAAAGAUA
Vespa mandarinia (Asian giant hornet) is the source of this 698-nucleotide messenger RNA. RefSeq names its product signal recognition particle 19 (gene Srp19). Gene Ontology annotation, molecular function: 7S RNA binding. Lineage: Eukaryota; Metazoa; Arthropoda; Insecta; Hymenoptera; Vespidae. Gene Ontology annotation, biological process: SRP-dependent cotranslational protein targeting to membrane, signal sequence recognition; SRP-dependent cotranslational protein targeting to membrane. Gene Ontology annotation, cellular component: signal recognition particle, endoplasmic reticulum targeting. The record is from RefSeq and is a predicted model, not a curated record.